AUGAAGCCCCUCAAUUUGUCCUUCUCUGCGUGUGGGUUUCUUGGCAUCUACCACUUGGGGGCAGCAUCGGCCCUCAGCCGACAUGGCAAAAAACUGCUGGAUGAUGUCAAGGCCUUUGCUGGAGCUUCUGCCGGAUCCCUGGUUGCCACGGUCCUUCUAACAGCACCAGGGAGAAUCGAGGAAUGUAAUGAAUUCGUCUACAAGUUUGCAGAAGAAAUCCGAAGGCAGUCUUUCGGGGCAGUCACACCUGGCUAUGACUUUGUAGCGCGUUUGAGAAGCGGAAUGGAGCUGAUUCUGCCGCCCAAUGCUCAUGAACUGGCCCAGAACCGACUCCAUGUGUCCAUAACCAACACCAGGACCAGGGAAAACUACUUGGUCUCCCAUUUUGCCUCCAGGGAAGACCUCAUUAAGGUCCUGCUGGCCAGCAGCUUUGUGCCCAUUUACUCAGGCCUGAGACCCGUGGAGUACAAAGGGCAGCUGUGGGUGGAUGGCGGCCUCACCAACAGCCUGCCCGUCUUGCCUGUGGGCCGCACUGUGACCGUCUCCCCCUUCAGUGGCCGUGUGGACAUCUCCCCCCACGACAGAGCGCAGAGGCAGCUGUACAUCACCGUCUCCAAACAGGAACUAAUGUUGUCUGUGGCCAACCUGGUGAGACUUCAUCAAGCCCUUUUCCCACCAGACCAGGAGAAAAUGCAGUCCCUGUACCGCUCAGGCUUUGCCGACGCCGUUACAUUCUUAAAGAAAGAACACUGGUUUGAAUAG
This is a messenger RNA of Chrysochloris asiatica (Cape golden mole), 762 nucleotides long. It is a transcript of the gene PNPLA4, whose product is annotated as patatin-like phospholipase domain containing 4. The coding region runs from base 1 to 762 and encodes 253 amino acids. The record is from RefSeq and is a predicted model, not a curated record. Lineage: Eukaryota; Metazoa; Chordata; Mammalia; Afrosoricida; Chrysochloridae. The transcript is spliced from 6 exons. Gene Ontology annotation, biological process: lipid homeostasis; triglyceride catabolic process. Gene Ontology annotation, cellular component: cytoplasm; membrane; lipid droplet. Gene Ontology annotation, molecular function: triacylglycerol lipase activity; retinyl-palmitate esterase activity.